Drosophila serrata is the source of this 1410-nucleotide messenger RNA. It is a transcript of the gene LS2, whose product is annotated as Large Subunit 2. NCBI's taxonomy places the organism in Eukaryota, Metazoa, Arthropoda, Insecta, Diptera, Drosophilidae. The record is from RefSeq and is a predicted model, not a curated record. Gene Ontology annotation, molecular function: RNA binding. Gene Ontology annotation, cellular component: nucleus. Gene Ontology annotation, biological process: mRNA processing.
CCAGAGACUGUCACAAUUUUGUAAAAACAAUUUUCACUUCACAGUCUCCAAGCAAAUAGUCAAAAAAUAGUUAAUAAUUUUACCAUGGGUCGUACUCGUUCGGAUAGGGAUCGUACUCGGGGUGAGCCAACGUCGCCUCGCCAUCGUCCUACGCGCUCCAAUGCAAUCUAUCUGAUCAAGACUCGUCUGGAGCGUCGUCCGGGACGUCCUCGUUCAUCGUGGGACAUUCCACCGACGGGCUACUCCCAUCUCACUCCGAUCCAGUACAAGGCGAUGCAGGCCAGUGGCCAGAUAGCUUCUCGGAUACUGCCAGAGGCACAGCCCUCGGGGGAGUCGGCCGCGAUUGCAAUGGUCACCCGGCAGGCGCGUCGCCUGUAUGUGGGCAACAUACCUUUUGGCAUCACCGAGGAGGACAUGAUGGAUUUCUUCAAUCAGCAGCUCAAGGCCCUGGGAUUGAACAAGCACAAUGGUGAUGGCAAUGCGGUGCUCACUUGCCAGACCAAUUUGGAGAAGAACUUUGCCUUCCUCGAGUUCCGGUCGAUGGAUGAGGCCACUCAGGCCAUCAAUUUCGAUGGCAUCAAUUUUCGUGGACAGAAUCUGAAGAUCCGUCGGCCCCAUGACUAUCACCCGGUGGCCUCCAUCAGCUGCGCUGAGGAGUACAACAAGCCCCUGGCCACCACCACAGCUGCCUAUCCACCGAUAGAGGUCACUUCCUUGUCAAAUAGUACCAUCUCGAGCUCUGUGCCGGAUUCAGCUAACAAGAUCUACAUUGGGGGCCUGCCCUCGUGCCUGGGAGAGCCACAGAUUAAGGAGUUGCUGCUGUCCUUUGGCCAGCUGCGUGGCUUUAAUUUGAUCAAGGAUUCGGUGUCGAAUUUGAGCAAGGGUUUCGCCUUCUUCGAGUAUGUCGACCCGGCGGUCACGGACCAGGCCAUUGCCGGAUUGAAUGGCAUGCAGCUGGGGGAACGCAAGCUGGUGGUUCAGCGUUCGAUUGCGGGUGGCAAAAUUAUGGCCAAUCCACCGGUGCCUGUCCUUCAGGUGCCGGGGCUAAGUGCCUCUGUCCUUACCACGGGUACACCCACCGAGGUUCUCUGUCUGCUUAACAUGGUGCUGCCCGAGGAGUUGCUGGAUGAUGAGGAGUAUCAGGACAUCCGUACGGAUAUUCAGCUGGAGUGUGCCAAGUAUGGUGAGGUGUGCAGCCUCAAGAUUCCACGUCCCAUCGGGAAAUCGCACUCGCCACAAGGCUGUGGCAAGGUCUACGUUCAGUUCGAAUGCGUUGAGGAUUGCCAGAAGGCUUUGAAGGCACUCACGGGACGCAAGUUUAGUGGACGCAUCGUUAUGACCUCCUACUACGAUCCCGAAAAGUAUCAUGGCAAUCAUUUGCAAUAAAUAAUUAAUAGUAAUCAUAAUGUA